Molecule: messenger RNA, 2405 nt
Organism: Talpa occidentalis (Iberian mole)
Lineage: Eukaryota; Metazoa; Chordata; Mammalia; Eulipotyphla; Talpidae
Gene: APEH
Product: acylaminoacyl-peptide hydrolase
Exons: 22
Coding region: 57-2255 (732 amino acids)
Biological process (GO): proteolysis
Molecular function (GO): serine-type endopeptidase activity
Source: RefSeq, a predicted model, not a curated record
CCCUGCGUCACUUCCGGGCGCCACACGCCCCGCCCCGCCCCCGGCAAAGAGCCACCAUGGAGCGGCAGGUGCUGCUCAGCGAGCCCGAGGAGGCGGCGGCGCUGUACCGGGGCCUGAGUCGCCAGCCCGCGCUAAGCGCCGCCUGCCUGGGCCCAGAGGUCACCACACAGUAUGGGGGCCGCUACCGGACGGUGCACACCGAGUGGACCCAGAGGGACCUGGAACGCAUGGAGAACAUCAGAUUCUGCCGCCAGUACCUGGUGUUCCACGACGGGGAUGCAGUGGUGUUUGCAGGGCCUGCGGGCAACAGUGUGGAGACCCGGGGGGAGCUGCUAAGCAGAGAAUCUCCUUCAGGCGCCAUGAAAGCCGUGCUACGCAAGGCUGGAGGCACGGGCCCCGGGGAGGAGAAGCAGUUCCUAGAGGUCUGGGAGAAGAACAGGAAGCUCAAGAGCUUCAACUUGUCGGCGCUCGAGAAACACGGGCCUGUGUAUGAGGAUGACUGCUUUGGCUGCCUGUCCUGGUCGCACUCCGAAACACACUUGUUGUAUGUGGCAGAGAAGAAGCGCCCCAAGGCUGAGUCCUUCUUUCAGACUAAAGCCUUGGACGUCAGUGGCAGCGAUGACGAGAUGACCCGGCCGAAGAAGCCAGAUCAGGCCGUCAAGGGGGACCAAUUUGUGUUUUAUGAAGACUGGGGAGAAAAUAUGGUUUCCAAAAGCAUCCCUGUGCUCUGUGUGCUGGACGUCGAGAGCGGCAACAUCUCUGUGCUUGAAGGGGUCCCUGAGAAUGUGUCCCCCGGACAGGCAUUCUGGGCCCCUGGAGACACAGGAGUGGUGUUCGUAGGCUGGUGGCACGAACCCUUCCGGCUAGGCAUCCGCUUCUGUUCCAAUCGCAGGUCAGCCCUGUACUACGUGGACCUCACCGGGGGGCAGUGUGAGCUGCUCUCGGGUGCCUCUCUGGCGGUCUCUUCUCCCCGGCUGAGCCCAGACCAUUGUCGCGUCAUCUACCUGCAGUACCCAUCUCUGGUUCCCCAUCAUCAGUGUAGCCAGCUGUGCCUGUAUGACUGGUACACCAAGGUCACCUCGGUAGUGGUGGACAUCGUGCCUCGGCAGCUGGGAGAGAACUUCUCUGGGAUCUACUGCAGCCUUCUGCCUCUGGGAUGCUGGGCGGCGGAUAGCCAGAGAGUGGUUUUCGACUCAGCUCAGCGCAGCCGUCAAGACCUGUUUGUUGUGGACACCCAAGUAGGCAGUGUGACCUCCCUGACGGCUGGGGGGUUGGGUGGAAGCUGGAAGCUGCUGACAAUUGACCGGGAUCUCAUGGUGGCACAGUUCUCCACACCCAGCCUGCCCCCAAGCCUGAAAGUUGGGUUCCUGCCUCCUGCAGGGAAGGAGCAGGCAGUGUUAUGGGUGUCCCUGGAGGAGGCCGAGCCCAUCCCCAACAUCUCCUGGAGCAUCCGAGUACUGCAGCCACCCCCUGAACAAGAGAAUGUGCAGUAUGCUGGACUUAAUUUUGAAGCAAUCCUUCUACAGCCCAGCGACCCUCCAGAUAAGACCCAGAUACCCAUGGUGGUCAUGCCGCAUGGGGGACCCCAUUCUUCUUUUGUCGCUGCCUGGAUGCUGUUCCCAGCCAUGCUUUGCAAGAUGGGCUUUGCAGUACUACUAGUGAACUAUCGUGGCUCCACGGGUUUUGGCCAGGACAGCAUCCUUUCCCUCCCAGGCAAUGUGGGCCACCAGGAUGUGAAGGAUGUCCAGUUUGCAGUGGAGCAGGUGCUCCAGGAGGAGCACUUUGACUCAAGUCGAGUGGCCCUCAUGGGUGGUUCCCAUGGUGGCUUCCUCUCCUGUCACCUGAUUGGUCAAUAUCCAGAGACCUACUGCGCCUGCGUGGCACGCAACCCUGUGAUCAACAUUGCCUCCAUGAUGGGUUCUACUGACAUCCCUGACUGGUGCAUGGUAGAGGCCGGCUUCCCCUACAGCAGUGACUGCCUGCCAGACCUCAGUGUGUGGUCUGAAAUGUUGGACAAGUCUCCCAUUAAGUAUACUCCUCAGGUGAAGACCCCACUGCUACUGAUGCUGGGCCAAGAGGACCGGCGUGUGCCAUUCAAGCAGGGCAUGGAGUAUUACCGUGCCCUCAAGGCCCGGAAUGUGCCUGUUCGGCUCCUGCUCUAUCCCAAAAGCACCCAUGCACUGUCAGAGGUGGAGGUGGAAUCGGACAGCUUCAUGAAUGCUGUACUCUGGCUGCGCACACACUUGGGCAGCUGAAGCCCUGCCGCUCCGAAUGAGUUGGUUGGCCUUUGUCACACUUUGCUCCUGGAAAGCCCCAGGGUCUGGCAGAGUGGCUCCUAGGCUCUUGACCCCGUGGAUGGGUAGCCAAGGAUUGUGGGCUGUCUAGUCAUAAUAAAUGAGGACACA